AUGUUCAGGAAUAACUACGACAACGACGCCGUCACCUUCUCUCCACAGGGUCGUAUCUUCCAGGUGGAAUAUGCACAGGAAGCUGUGAAGCAAGGGUCUGUGGUGGUGGGAUUGGUGAAUAAGACACAUACCGUGCUGGUCGGGCUGAAGCGCAACGCAGAAGAAUUGUCGUCGUACCAGAAGAAGAUCAUCGAGAUUGACUCGCACAUGGCGAUUGCCAUCGCCGGGCUCGCCUCGGACGCCCGUGUCCUCUCGAACUUCAUGAAACAGCAAUCGCUGGGCUCCAAGAUGACCUACGGGCGGCCAAUCCCGCUGGACCGCAUCGUCACGCAGAUCGGCGACCGCGCGCAGACCAACACCCAGCACUACGGGAAGCGGCCGUAUGGUGUGGGCUUGUUAGUGGCCGGGGUGGAUGAGGCCGGCCCGCACCUGUUUGAGUUCCAGCCAUCGGGCAUUACGUACGAGAUGGCUGCCUGUGCCAUCGGGGCUCGCUCGCAGAUGGCCCGUACGUACCUGGAGCGGAAUCUCGACAAGUUCGCCGACUCUAGCCGCGACGAGUUGAUUUUGCACGGCCUGCGCGCCCUUAAGGAGACUCUGUCGCAGGAUAAGGAGCUUACGGUGGACAACACUUCAGUCGGAGUGGUCGGCCUCGCACCCCCGGGUGCCAAGGGCAGAAUGGAAAGCUUCAAGUUGUAUGAGGGCCAGGAGACUGUGCCGCUGUUGGAAGCUUUGGAGCAGUCUGAAUCGUCCGGUGCAGGGGAGGGCGAGUCGAUGGAGGUUGACUCCUAA
Molecule: messenger RNA, 789 nt
Organism: Penicillium alfredii
Lineage: Eukaryota; Fungi; Ascomycota; Eurotiomycetes; Eurotiales; Aspergillaceae
Gene: pre5
Product: proteasome core particle subunit alpha 6
Exons: 3
Coding region: 1-789 (262 amino acids)
Biological process (GO): ubiquitin-dependent protein catabolic process
Cellular component (GO): nucleus; proteasome core complex, alpha-subunit complex; proteasome core complex
Source: RefSeq, a predicted model, not a curated record